Paracoccidioides lutzii Pb01 is the source of this 978-nucleotide messenger RNA. RefSeq lists its product as hypothetical. The coding region runs from base 1 to 978 and encodes 325 amino acids. The transcript has a single exon. The record is from RefSeq and is a predicted model, not a curated record.
AUGCCAUCUCUCUUCCCUGUUUUAGACAUUGAUACCGAAUGUGUCCGUCAAGCUCUAGAAGUGACUGAAUCCUAUAUUCUCCUUUCGCCCCAGGAAGUACUCAGUGAUCAUAUCCGAUUCCGCUUACUAGCUUCGUUGGAAGCUCUUCUCGGUUCAACUACACGACAGCGCCUUGGUGUUGUUCCCCAUCUUGUCGAGAUGCUGAUUCGAGCGAUAGAGUUCGUCAACCCCGGAAACGAACAAGCGUAUACUAUUGUCGCCAAGUCUCUUAUGGACUCUUCGUUCCUCCCAACACUUCUAUCCGGUCUCCAUGAAGCCUACGAAGCUAAUCUCACCACCGGACCAAAAAAGAAGUCCUCUGCCGUUUCCGGCGUAGUUGAAACAGACUACUUCUCCGUCCUCGCUAGAAUCGCCCUCGCAAGCCCCAAAAUAUUCAUCUCAUCUGCCUCUUCCUCCAGAGAUCAUUCAUCCGAAGAAGAAACCGUCAACUGGAUACUGAUGGAAUGGUUCUCCCAUUUCGACAAUAUGGGAGACAUUAACCGCAAAAAGCUACACGCCCUGGCCCUAACGCAUCUCCUCUCCAUAAACGGGCCCUCAACUCCACCGCCGGCCUUCCUCUUAAACCACCUGCAGUCUUACCUCGUCGUAUGGACUGACCUUAUCAGAGAACUAUCCGAAGGCACGUCCUAUGACCCUAAUGAUCCCCGAGGUGGUGAUUAUCUUAUUGUCUGGAACGCAGGAUCGGUCACAGGCGAACCCGAUGAGAAAUAUCAGGACAACGAGCCUCCUGAAACCACAAGGCGGAGGACAUGGAGUAAUGCGGACCCUAUACAUAAAAUCAAUUUACGCCAUUUUGUCACGGAGAAUCUGCGGGGAGUUGUUAGGGCGUGUGGUGGGAUUGACAAGUUUAGGGAUGAAUGGUUGGUAAAUGUUGAUCGUGAGGUUGUGAAUGGGUUUGGUGAGUUGGGAGUGUUGUGA